ACCACUCAACUCAAAGCCACUGGUUCUGCUUGGCUCAUUCAUUCAUUCACUCAAAGCAACAAUGUUGCACUCCACACUCUCCUCCUCCUUCCACUCCACCACUCUCCCUUCAUCUCCUUCUCUUCUAUCUCCUUCUCUUUCCUCUUCAACUUCUUCUUACCAUCAUCCAUGUCUACUUCACCACCAUUUCUCCUUCCAGACUCAACAUCUUCGCUUAAGCAACCUCCGUGACCAUACUCAUUUCCCGUUAAGACCCAAAGCACUCAAAGUGAAUUGUUCCACAGGCGAACCAUUAAAGGUCAUGAUAUCAGGUGCACCUGCAUCGGGCAAAGGAACCCAAUGUGAAUUGAUUGUCCACAAGUUUGGAUUGGUGCACAUAUCAACUGGGGAUCUGCUAAGGGCAGAAGUAGCUGCUGGGACAGAAAUUGGAAAUAAAGCAAAGGAGUUCAUGAAUGCUGGUCGCUUAGUUCCUGACGAAAUAGUGACUGCUAUGGUGGCAGCGCGAUUGUCUCUUGAAGAUGCAAAGCAAAACGGGUGGCUUCUUGAUGGUUACCCUCGGAGUUUGGCCCAAGCUCAGAGUCUUGAGCAAAUGCAGAUACGACCUGAUGUGUAUAUUGUAUUAGAUGUUCCUGAUGAAAUUCUGAUCGAUAGAUGUGUUGGUAGAAGGCUAGAUCCAGUGACAGGGAAGAUAUAUCAUCUAAAAUUUUUUCCACCUGAAACUGAAGAAAUUAAAGCAAGGCUGGUAACUCGUCCCGAUGACACUGAAGACAAAGUUAAAUCACGCCUAAACAUAUAUAAGCAAAAUGCAGAAGCAAUAUCUUCCUCUUACACAAAAAUCACAAAUAAGAUUGAUGGCAGCCGUUCAAAAGAAAUAGUUUUCAAAGAAAUUGAGUCUUUGCUAUCACAAUUGCAUCAGGAUAAAGUUAAAAUAACGAAAUCAGGAGAAAAAUUGAUUCUUGAUACAAAGAAGGGGAAGGCAUCUUUGAGCCAGGAUAAGUGGAGAGGAAUUCCUACUAGACUAAAUAACAUUCCCCAUUCUCGAGAUAUCAGGAAAUAUUUCUAUGAUGAUGUGCUAAAAGCUACACAGAGGGCUAUCAAUGAUGGAAAAUCUAGGUUGAGGGUUGAUAUUAACAUUCCUGAACUGAAUCCGGAAAUGGAUGUUUAUCGAAUAGGUACCUUGAUGGAACUUGUUCGAGCUCUUGCGCUUUCAUUUGCUGAUGACGGAAAAUGUGUCAAGGUUUGUGUACAAGGGUCAAUGGGAGAGGGUGCUCUUGCUGGAAUGCCAUUGCAGCUUGCUGGAAGUCGACAGAUUUUAGAGUUCAUGGAUUGGGGUGAUUAUGGUGCAAAAGGAACCUUCAUCAAUAUUGGUACUAUAGGUGCUGCAGAGGUUGAAGAGCAAGAUGACAUGUUUAUCUUGGUAGCUCCUCAAAAUGCUGUAGGGAAUUGUAUUAUUGAUGAUCUAAGAGCCAUGACCAGUGCUGCUGAACACAGACCAGUUGUCCUAAUCAAUCCAAGGCUUAAGGAUUUACCUGGUUCUAGUGGUAUUAUGCAAACAAUGGGGCGGGACCAGAGGCUCAAGUAUGCAGCAUCAUUUGAAAGUUGCUACUUCUUUCGUCUUCUCUAUUAUGCAGGAACCCAGUAUCCCAUAAUGGGAGCUCUCAGGAUGUCUUAUCCAUACGGUUAUGAACUGUACAAGAGGGUAGAUGAGUCACCUGGAAAGGAGAAGUAUGUUAUUUUGUCUACGUUUCAACAAAGGCCUACUAUAGAUGAAAUUAAUGAUGCCUUUGAAGGAAAACCAAGUAAUGAAACUAGGAAAGCCUCAGGGUUUUGGGGCUUCUUGAGUGGCAUACUUUGAGCAGAGGAAACGCAAUGAAGUGUCAAAAAAGUCUUUACUUUUCUAUCUAAUUAUUAUUGAAGAAUGAUGACACUUAGCUGGUUGGAUGUAGGAAAGUGUCAAAAGUCAAAGGUUGUAGCACAACUUGCAGGUGGUGGAGCAACUUGUUUAAAUUUGAGUGCAAAAGUCUGGGAACUGAAGAUUUGAAAAGAAUUCUCAAAUUAUAAAUGAUCUUUGGGAUUUUAGAGACGGUGUCUUAUUUUGUCUAUAAAAACUGCAUCAAUAAAGCUUAUGGGGUCAAAUGAUAGCAAUUGUAUUGAUUUUUUUUAGUGCUGAUUUGUAAUUGGAAAUCAGUUAUUAUUUUCUUGUGGUUAUGAAUUAGUGAUGUAUAUCUACGACUAUUAUAACAUUUGAAAUGUCAAAUACUCAAU
Gastrolobium bilobum is the source of this 2265-nucleotide messenger RNA. Its product is annotated as adenylate kinase 5, chloroplastic. NCBI's taxonomy places the organism in Eukaryota, Viridiplantae, Streptophyta, Magnoliopsida, Fabales, Fabaceae. Gene Ontology annotation, molecular function: AMP kinase activity; ATP binding; nucleoside diphosphate kinase activity. Gene Ontology annotation, biological process: nucleoside triphosphate biosynthetic process. The record is from RefSeq and is a predicted model, not a curated record. The coding region runs from base 62 to 1855 and encodes 597 amino acids. The transcript is spliced from 19 exons. Gene Ontology annotation, cellular component: cytoplasm.